AGAGUUAAUCAUGUGAAAAAAGUUAAUAGACGGUGUACAACAGAGGUAAUUAAAAUGACAACUAAAUCAAUUUGGACUUAUUUAAAGGCUAAAAGAUGAUGUGAGAUGAGUCGUAAAAAUCCCCAACGAUACAAUCGCCGAGUUUCUGAGGAUGUGGCCUCCCUAGAUUCGUGGAGCGAAAUAACCGAUGAAAUAACGGAUGUGUCGACUCGAAAUGACAGAAGAGCAUCACGCGUCGACACUCCUGUGGUGGUAAAGGAGAAAAAGAAUUCCUCAAAUCAGCUACUUUUAAAUCCAUCAAAUUUAUUGUCAAAAUCUGCGGUACGUAAUCCUACCUCAAGUAAAGAUAAGGGUCAGGAACUGCGUGAGAAAAGCCACCACACUGGACUCCCCGCGGAUCACCCACCAGUGUCUGGGAAAAGUGCUUCAGGGACACUUGUUGGUGUACAGUUUGACAUAAAUACUAGUGACCCAUUUGAUAUUGACGAUGGAUCAUUUGAUCACAUAAGCAAUGUGUACUUGUCUUUACCAGAAGACCACACUUCCUAUCUAAGGGAGUCGUAUUCCACGGUUAGUGCCUUGGAAAAUAAUUUAGAGUAUGAUGACCGCAGUGACUUUCAUAGCUUACCUGAUUUGACUGCAGUCACUUCAAAGACAAGGACAUAUCCACCGCAUUAUGUACAUCCGAAAGUAUAUUCUGAACAUGGUGAAACGUCGGAAAAAGUUAAAAACAAACUUAUGUCCAUGUGGAAUAAUGUGAAAUAUGGAUGGACAUUAAAGACAAAGACAACUUUUAGAUUUGACAGCCCAGUCUGGCUCUUGGGAAAAUUCUAUCAUAUAAAGCCUAGUGAUCUCUUAGAUGAUGACAAUCAAAGAGGAAAGAGAACAAGAAUGGUCCCAAACCUUGAGCGAUUCAAACAGGAUUUCUCCAGUCUCCUUUGGUUCACCUACAGACAAGACUUCCACCCCAUCCCAGGCACCAAAUUAACGUCAGAUUGUGGUUGGGGAUGUAUGUUAAGAAGUGGCCAGAUGAUGCUUGCCAAAGCCUUUAUCAUACACUACUUGGGAAGAGAUUGGAAUGUGUUCAGUGAUCAAACGAGGGAACAGGAGACAUACAGAAAACAGAUUAUCCGCUGGUUUGGAGACUAUUUGUGUGACGAGUCUCCGUUCUCCAUGCAUCGUUUAGUUGAGGUGGGGAAAACACUGGGGAAGCAGCCUGGAGAGUGGUUUGGUCCAGCCUCAGUUGCUCACAUACUCAAGGAAACAAUGAUAAAAGGACAAAGAACACAGACAGUACUCAAUGAUCUCUGCAUUUAUGUCUCUCAGGAUUGCACAGUGUAUAAGCAGGAUGUAUAUGACCUCUGUUGUACAAGGUCAAGGACAGCUACUAAGUUUACCAGUUCCUCAGAGUCAGAAUCCGAAUCUAAUCCAGGCACUUCAGACCUUGAAUGGAAGCGAGCAGUUAUAAUCCUUAUUCCAGUCAGGCUUGGAGGAGAACAGCUUAAUCCAGUAUACAUCCCUUGUGUGAAGGGUCUGCUUUCUCAGGAUUCUUGUAUCGGGAUUAUUGGUGGGAAACCCAAACAUUCACUCUACUUUGUUGGGUGGCAAGAGAACAAGUUGAUAUAUCUAGACCCACAUUACUGCCAAGAUGUAGUUGACACAAGGGAGAGGCAAUUCCCAAUUCAGUCAUAUCACUGCAUGUCCCCAAGGAAAGUAUCGAUAGAGAAGAUAGACCCUAGCUGUACCAUUGGUUUCUACUGCAGAGAUCAAAAGGAAUUUGAGAAGUUUGUACAACAGACAGAGGAGAUGGUGGCACCACCUAAGCAGAGACUGUCAUACCCAAUGUUUGUCUUCAGUGAAGGCCACAGUUACGACGUUCAGGUAGACACGGCAGAGAACGACAGGUUACUGAGGGUAAAGCAUGUCCACAUGGACCAGAACGGACGAGUGCGAUCACAGACACUGGACUCAGAGGAAUUUGUUGUAAAAAUGGUCCGAAUCACAGAAGAUCUUGUGCGCAAACGAGCAGAACAUAAUAAUUUAGAAAUCUCAACAUUGGAAGAGGUGUCUCUACAUCAACAAGACAUAGAAAAGAUUGAAAACUUGGACAAAUGGUGCAGAGACCUUAAAAUUUUAUAUUUGCAAAGCAACUUGAUCCCUAAAAUUGAAAAUGUGAGUCGUCUCAAGAAACUGGAGUAUUUAAAUCUAGCUUUAAAUAAUGUUGAAAAGAUCGAAAACUUAGAGAACUGUGAAAUGCUGAAGAAAUUGGACCUAACAGUGAACUUUGUUGGUGAAUUGACCAGUAUAGAAAAUCUCAAAGAUCUAGUGCAUUUCAAAGAAUUAUAUUUAACAGGAAAUCCAUGUACAGAGUAUGAAGGUUACAGAGAAUAUGUCAUAGCAACAUUACCCAGACUGCAGCAUCUUGAUGGAAAAGCAGUAGAAAAGUCAGAGAGAAUAAAAGCAAUGCAGAAUGUUGGACUAUUAAGAGGAUACAUUGUAGAACAACAAAACAGACACAAGAAAAAACGAUUAAAAGAAAAGGAAGAGAUGAAAAGACAUGAGGAAUCAAAACAAAAACCAAAACUUGAGUUAAAUGUAACUAAAGAGCAAUUUCCAAAGGCACACUGGUAUACAAAUAUUGAGGGUGAUCAAAAAACAUCAGAGGAGGUAGGGAAUGACACUAAAUCUGGGUCACAUGAUGAAAGUGAGGAGGAGGAUGAAGAAGCAUUAGCAGAAAAGGACAAAAAAUUUUGGGAGGAGGAAGUUCCCUUUACACCCGAGUCACGAGUGGCCGUCCAUGAACACAUGAAGAAACUCAAACAGAAGGAGGACCAAAAAAAUAAAGCCCCACCCAAACAACCAAGACGUCUCUUUGCUGAAGAUGGGAGACCACUCAAUGUGAAUGAGGCCAAAAUUGACUUCACACUUACUGAGGAUGACAGUGAGAACAACAUUUUACUGGAUGUAGCAUGCUUUAAACAUAUGGACACUUCUUUAAUUGAUUGUGAUGUUCAGCCAAAUUAUGUCAGAGUCACCCUAAAGGGAAAGGUAAAUUCUGUAGCUUUUAUUUAA
This is a messenger RNA of Saccostrea cuccullata (small rock oyster), 3072 nucleotides long. RefSeq lists its product as uncharacterized. The record is from RefSeq and is a predicted model, not a curated record. Gene Ontology annotation, molecular function: protein-phosphatidylethanolamide deconjugating activity; protein binding. Lineage: Eukaryota; Metazoa; Mollusca; Bivalvia; Ostreida; Ostreidae. Bases 106 to 3072 code for a protein of 988 amino acids. The transcript has 25 exons.